This is a messenger RNA of Closterium sp. Yama58-4, 2196 nucleotides long. NCBI's taxonomy places the organism in Eukaryota, Viridiplantae, Streptophyta, Zygnematophyceae, Desmidiales, Closteriaceae. The record is from the annotation of a GenBank genome assembly.
AUGGCAGUGGAGGCAGCAGCAGCAUCAAGAAGGAAGGGAUGCCUUUUCAUGAACCACCACCCGGGGUACCCUUUCAUAACCAUGGCCUCCGUCGUUCGCCCGCCGCCCUCUCGCACCAGCCACCGCCGCUCCGCCUCUUCCCGCCGCUUCCGCGCAUUGUCUCCGCUCCCAGCGCUGCUCCUCGCCGCGUGCUGCCACCUCGCGCUCUUCCCGAACCGCGGGGUCCUGCCCGUGGCGCGUGCGACGCCGCAAGUCCCGUGGGAUAACUUCACCUCGCCGUGCACGCCGCUUCCGGACCCUCCCCCUGCCGGCUUCAAGCUAUGGAGCGAUCCGACAAUAUGGCCCGGAGGAGUGGUGCCGGGCGUGGGGGCGGGUGUGGGCGGCAACGCCACCAUCCCGUGCGGCGUGGCCGUGCUGCUCAACGUGCCAUCUGUCGCCCUCUCCACCCUCACCAUCCACGGCAUGCUCAAAAUCAGGGACACAACGUUGCGGCCGCUGAUACAGGUGAACGCGUCGUUUGUGAUCGUGGAGGGGCAAUUAAUCGCGGGCAACAGCACCAAUCACUUCUCGCAGCGGGUCGUCUUCACGCUGACGCACAACCCCAACGGCCGCGCGCCCUACCAGUACACCGCCAACGCACCCGCUGACCCCGCCAACCCCCGCAACUUCGGCCACAAAGCCUUCGUCGUCGUGGGAGGGCAGGUGCGCAUGCACGGCAUGCCAGGCGGCUCCUCCACGCCCGCAUGGUGCCGACUGGCAGCGACAGCACAGGCGGGCGAUACAGCCAUCCUGGUGGACCGGGACGUCACGGCAUGGCCUGUGGGGUUCUACAUCGGCCUCGCCUCCACCGACUUCUAUCCCGACCAAGUAGACGUGGUCGCCAUUGUCAAUGUGACGGCGAUGCCCGGCAACAAGUGGCGUGUGAAUCUCAGCGCGCCGCUCUCCUUCAACCACUUCGGAGAGGUGGUGUCGGACGGGUUUGGUGGCACGAUAGACGAGCGCGGGGAGGUGGUGCUGCUGAACCGCACAGUGACCAUCCGAGGGGAGGACGAGGCAGCCCCGCACAACUGGGAGGGCGGGCACUUCAUGGUGUUCUUUACUCAGACCACACAGAUGAUAGAGGGCGUCGAGUUCGCCCAGAUGGGGCAGCAGGGGCAGCUGGGCCGCUAUAAUAUCCACUUCCACCUGUGUGGGGACCAGGCGGGGAAGAGCGUUGUGCGGAAGAAUUUGAUUCAUGACAGCAAGCAGCGCUGUGUGGUGGUGCACGCGACGUUCAAUCUGACGGUGGAGGAGAACGUGGCGUUCAACACGAGAGGGCAUUGCUUCAUGGUGGAGGAGGGCGGCGAGCAAGGCAACACAUUCAUCCGCAACGUCGGCAUCUGGACGCGCCCAGUGGAGGUGAAGAUAUCGGAUGAGGAGACGGAUGACAUGCCAUCCACAUUCUGGAUCACCAACCCCAACAACAACUACCUCGGGAAUGUGGCUGCCGGCUCAGAAGACACCGGCUUCUGGAUGGAGCUAAGGGAGGAAGUGAGGGGGCUGUCGGCGCAGUGGCCAAAGAUCAACAAACUCAUUCCCAUCAACUACCAUCGCGUGGGCACGUUUGCGGGCAACGUGGCGCACUCGUGUGACACGGGCUUUCGUAACUACCCCGGGGGGUACAGCCCUCGCUUCAACGCCACCACCCUCGAUGAGGACGAGACCUACUGGGACCGUCCAGUGUGGGUGACUAUCUCGGGCUUCACUUUCUACAAGAACAUCUACGCGGGCUCGUUCAUCCACAACACGGACUACGUGGUGUUUGACGGGUGGGCAGCGGCGGACAACAUGUGGGGGGUGGAGAUGGCGCAGGUGGAGGGCAUAGUGCUGCGCAACCUGCGCAUUGUAGGCCAGACCACCAACCACGGCAACCCCUGGGACUGCACCGACCCCGACUCCGAUGGCUGCGCUCCCGUCUCCGCCUGCAACUUCCCAUUGGCGAAGGGCCAGCAGGGGCGCAGUGUGGGGGAUGGGGGCUGGGAGGAGCCGGUAUACGGGCUGGUGUUCACGCAGAGCCCAUGGUUCACCGAUGGGCUCUUCAACAACGUCGUUGACGGCGCUAAGUUCGCUGGGUUUGACAACAGAUGCAAGGCGUCUGCAGCGGUGGCGGUGGGGAGUGACAUGGGAACGUACUGGAACGCAGGCAACAACUUCAAG